This is a messenger RNA of Aspergillus wentii DTO 134E9, 1227 nucleotides long. Its product is annotated as putative pantetheine-phosphate adenylyltransferase. Gene Ontology annotation, molecular function: dephospho-CoA kinase activity. NCBI's taxonomy places the organism in Eukaryota, Fungi, Ascomycota, Eurotiomycetes, Eurotiales, Aspergillaceae. The record is from RefSeq and is a predicted model, not a curated record. Bases 1 to 1227 code for a protein of 408 amino acids. The transcript has a single exon. Gene Ontology annotation, biological process: coenzyme A biosynthetic process.
AUGGCCUCCGAUCGCUUCAGCCCACCGUCCGGUUUGCUCCUUCUUCCACCCCCGCCAUCUACUUCCUUUGAGCAGCUCAGGGAUGCAUAUGGUCCGUCCUUGUCGGAUGUCUUCUCAAAGAUCUCACGUAUGCUCAAUGGAUCCAAUGACAUUGCAGUGCUGGACAUUGCUUUGUCCAUCCCCGGACUGCUUUCCCCUUCCUAUCAGCCCAGGGCGAAGGUUUUUAAACGACUUCAGAGUUUCCUAGCGAGUAUCUAUAGCCUUAUUGGCAUUGUCUCUACCGAGCAGCGCAUUGAACUCGAUUUCCCUGGAGGUGUUGAUGCGCGCGUGGUCUUCAUUGAUUUCGACCCUGUUCAUCCAGCUUUAGUCGUCCCGGAGAAUCGCCAGGUUUCACUGUAUGGUCCUAUCCUCGACCUGCAAACACUGGCCACGUCUGAACGCUCGUGGGAUUGUGUGUUUUAUCUAGACAACAAAACAGGACAGAGUUUGGCAGCGGCCUUCAGUAGUCUCUACUCGCAAACCAGGGAUUUCACCGCCGGAAUCAUGCAUCCGAUCUCAGGGGUGUCGGAUUGGGAAUCCUCGGAGCCUCUUCUAAUUAAUGAGGACGAACUGCCAUCUAAUACACAUUUCUCGGUUAUUGUAGGGGGUACUUUCGAUCACUUCCAUAUCGGACACAAGCUGCUCCUCACUGCCACAGCGUUGGCCCUGGAACCUACCUGGAGUAUAGAUACAGGGAACGAGAGGCUUCUCAGUGUUGGUGUCACAGGGGAUGAACUGUUGGUGAAUAAGAAGUAUGCCGAGUUCCUGGAGAGCUGGGAAGAACGAUACCAAAACACAGCAUCCUUCCUUGCAGCGAUCCUUGAAUUCUGCCCCCCUGAAAAAACUGCACCCAGGAUUCAACGGGUAUCACAGCCCGGCCCAAAUGGGAAGUAUGCCCUGGUGAAACUACGACCCAAUUUGACCCUGAAAAUCGUGCAGAUAUCCGACCCGUUUGGGCCUACCAUCACCGAGGAAAAUAUCAGCGCCCUCAUCGUUUCCCAGGAGACUCGCGCGGGGGGUGCUGCUGUCAAUGAUGAACGUGCAAAGAAGGGUUGGAAGAGCCUCGACAUAUUUGAAGUCGACGUGCUCCAUUUGGGAGAGCUCCCAACGGCCGAUAGCGAUAGCUUCGCAUCAAAAAUAAGCAGUACGGAUAUCAGACGGCGCCAAAUGGAUCAGUCGACGAGAUAG